This is a messenger RNA of Athalia rosae (coleseed sawfly), 2045 nucleotides long. It is a transcript of the gene CARPB, whose product is annotated as carbonic anhydrase-related protein 10. The transcript has 10 exons. The record is from RefSeq and is a predicted model, not a curated record. Lineage: Eukaryota; Metazoa; Arthropoda; Insecta; Hymenoptera; Athaliidae. Bases 287 to 1246 code for a protein of 319 amino acids. Gene Ontology annotation, molecular function: zinc ion binding; carbonate dehydratase activity.
CGUGUGUAGAUCGAAUGGAAUAUCAGGCUCGUUAGCCCGAUCGAAGAAGACUGGAGCUUGCGCAGCCGUACGAUUAGAAUAUUACGAAAAUGUGUAAAAGCGUUGAGCACGGUUUACGAAUACCAACGCCGUCACAAAUCGUACCUACACUCGUACAAGCCGAUAUUGUACAUAGUUACCGCUGCUGCUGGCAAAGAAGUGCGCUCCCGUUGAAGAGGAUCGCGACGAGACUGGGAGGUGGAGUGAUUCCGGCAAAUGAUGAUCAAUUGAAGAAAGAUUUUGGAAAAUGACGCGCAUCAGCUCGGUGUUCCUACUGACUUGGGGAAUUUUCGUCCUCACUUUGAUCGGAGAGUCCAGAUCCGUCAGCUGGGAGGAAUGGUGGACCUACGAUGGAAUAUCCGGUCCGGCUUUCUGGGGUCUGAUCAACCCCGAGUGGUCCCUCUGCAACAAAGGGCGAAGACAAUCACCGGUGAACCUUGAACCUAAGGGGUUGCUGUUCGACCCGAAUCUCCGUAACCUGCAUUUGGACAAACACAGGGUCGACGGUAUCCUCGCCAACACCGGGCACAGCGUUGUCUUUGCGGUCGAUAACGACACUCGUCAUCCGGUGAAUAUAUCCGGAGGUCCGCUCAGCUACCGCUAUCAGUUCCACGAGAUUCAUCUCCACUACGGCCUGGAGGAUCGGACCGGCAGCGAACACACCGUCGACGGAUACGCCUUUCCAGCUGAGAUACAGAUAUUCGGAUUCAACUCGCAACUGUACAACAACUUUUCCGACGCACUCCACAGAGCUCAAGGAAUCGUCGCGGUCUCCCUCCUUCUACAGCUCGGUAAUUUGUCGAACCCCGGGCUGAGAAUAUUCACGGAAGGCUUGCACAAGAUCAAGCACGGAGGGGAGGCGAUGGAGAUCAAGCGAUUAGCUGUGAGAGAGCUUCUGCCAAAUACGGAAUACUACAUGACCUAUGACGGGUCGACCACCAUGCCGGCGUGUCACGAAACCACCACCUGGAUCAUAUUGAACAAGCCGAUCUACAUAACCAAGCAACAGCUGCAAGAACUUAGGAAAUUGAUGCAGGGAGAUGCGAGACACCCCAAGGCUCCCUUGGGGAAUAAUUACCGACCCCCGCAACCUCUGCACCACCGUCCCGUGCGAACGAACAUCAAGUUUCAUCACCAGGGAGCUAAGAAUUGCCCGACGAUGUACAGAGAUAUCAAUUACAAAGCCAACAGUUGGAAUCAGCCCUGAGCGAUCGAAGUCCGCGCUUUGAUCGAUCCGACGUAAUCGCGCCAGCUGGAAAUCCUCGUCGGAGUUACAGGAGUUGAUGCAGAUCGUCGCGCGUCGUCGGGAUUUUCGCCGUAUUGCGAAAAUAAGGAAAAUAAGGAAAAUGACAGCACGAAGAGAAUAAAUAACGAAACGAAUAACUGAAUAAAAUUAAAAUAACGGAAAAGGAAUAAAAUUCACAUAUCAACGUAUAUGUGUGUGUGUGGCGCAAAUCUAAAUUUUGUUAUUUAUACGAUACAUCACGGAGGUUUGCCUCACCUCUGCAUAACUGGUCAGAAGAAAAAUAAUAAUAACAAUACUAAUAAUAAGGAUAAGAAUAAGGAUUCCAAUAAUACUAAUAAUAUGCUUCGUUAAAAUAUUAAAUUUAUUAUGUAUAGACGUGAUCUGCCAAGUAUGUUUCCAUUAAAACACUAUCAGAUUGAAGGGGGGAAGAAUUACGAAAAGCAAAAACGACGUGAAAAGAAGACGAAAGAGAAAGAAAAUGUUGCGAAAAUAACAAAAAAAAACAAUAUACAUAUAUUAGUUUAGAGACUCGGAUAAGAAUAUAAAUAUAUAUCGAUAAAUAUAUAACAAGAGGAAAAUGAAGAAACAUUAAGUAAAUUACCUAAUAAAAUUGAUAAAAAAAAAAAAAGCUAUGACUAUCGGGGCCUGUGAGGGUAAGAUGCAACUAUGUAAAAUAUAUAACGAGAAAAAAAACGAAAAGUAAUGAAAAAAAAAAAAAAAAAACAACAAAACAACAAAAACGUAAUAAUGAAUGAAAAGU